Anopheles marshallii is the source of this 963-nucleotide messenger RNA. RefSeq names its product serine protease snake-like. Bases 1 to 963 code for a protein of 320 amino acids. Gene Ontology annotation, molecular function: serine-type endopeptidase activity. Gene Ontology annotation, biological process: proteolysis. The record is from RefSeq and is a predicted model, not a curated record. The transcript is spliced from 4 exons. NCBI's taxonomy places the organism in Eukaryota, Metazoa, Arthropoda, Insecta, Diptera, Culicidae.
AUGUUUAGCAGCAGGGCUGUUGGUUACAUUACAGUCUGCUUGCUGGGACUGUGUCUAGUACUAUGCAAUGGACAGACAGCGAAGCGGAUCUCCGUACAGAAGUGCGAAGAAUAUCGUAGAAUAAUCUCGUCGCAGCGUGGUGUGAUAUCGCUCACACUGAAGCCUAGGCCAAUCUACUAUCAGUCGUACAAUUGCUCGAAUGUGGUGGAAUUGAUCGUUGGCGGUGAAGCAGCGAAGCAUGGCGAGUUUCCCCAUCACGCCUUGCUAGGCUACCCGACCGAAAGUGGCUCCUCCGAGCGUUACAGCUUCAGCUGCGGUGGAUCGCUAAUAUCGGAUCGCUUCGUGCUGACCGCCGCCCAUUGCUUCAGUUACGGCGAUCCGGUGAUUGUUCGCUUGGGCGAGUACGAUCUAACCGUAGACUCAACGGCGCAGCUUGAUUUCGGCAUCGCCGAGAUCAUCCGUCAUCCAAAGUAUCGAAACACUCGCUCGUAUCAUGAUAUUGCCCUCGUGCGGUUGAACGAGACGGUACUGUUUUCGAAGGUGAUACGCCCGGCAUGUUUGUGGCAGAGUCCCACACUCAAUAUAAGCCGUUUCGUGGCUACGGGUUUCGGCAGACAGGAGGAAGGCAUCCUCGAGUUAUCGACCAAGAUGAUGAAGGUACAGCUCGAUCUAUUUCCCUCCGGUGACUGUGGUGAACUGUUUCGGGAUAAUCGCAAAUUUCGCGAUGGAAUCGACGAGGGGCAGCUGUGUGUGGGAAGCCUCGCGGGAGGCAAGGAUACCUGCCAGGGUGACUCCGGUGGCCCAUUGCAGACGAUUACGGAACCGAGAAGUUGCAUCUAUAACAUCGUUGGCUUGACGUCCACGGGAUCCGCCUGUGGUGUUGGCAACUCGAAGGCAAUCUAUACGAAGGUGGCACACUAUCUGGACUGGAUCGAGCAGGUUGUUUGGGCACAAACAUUGUGA